This is a messenger RNA of Didymodactylos carnosus, 1765 nucleotides long. The record is from the annotation of a GenBank genome assembly. Lineage: Eukaryota; Metazoa; Rotifera; Eurotatoria; Philodinida; Philodinidae.
AUGAUUUAUGUCGAUGAUUUUAAUAAUGAACAAGAUAUCGAACAUCAGAUUACGACAAUGAAAGUAGAAGUUGAAAUUGCAACAACAAAUAUUGAUUUAUUGAACAGUUUGUGGAAGAAAACAUUCAGUUAUCGUCGAUUAUUCGUUCGACCACACACAACUGAUGAAUUAGUACAGAAAUUUCCCGGUUACACAUAUCCUUGUCUGAUUUUCGAAGAAGUAAAAAUGACCGAUGACAUUGAUGUCGAACAAAAUGUAAAUGAAAUAUUGCCUUCUUUAUUUGAGAAAUUACCAAAUAAUAUUUUGUUUCUUUCUGUCUCAUUUCAUCAUCUCGAUACUACACUGGAAAAUUUUGAUCCUUAUCCGCCCCUCUCCUUAACAUCUUUAAUUAAUAUUAAUCAAGAACUACACGAUCUGUCGUCUGGUUCAUCUGAAAAAUCGGAAGCAGCAACAAGUACUGAAGCAGUACAAGAUCCAUCCUCCUCCAUCACCACAAAUAAUGAAUCAACGUUAUUAGAAGACAUUAUCAGUUUCGAUCCAGUAUUGACAACAGAACAACGAAGAAAACGAAGACUCGUAUCGACACCCAAAGAACGACAAUCGUCAUUACGUUUAGCAGCUAAACGAAGUCGACAAGGACAAUCUUCUUUGCGAUUGUAAGCGAUUUUUUUCUUUGAUAUUUUCUGGUUUUUCACUCUCAUUGUUAUGUACAUUAUUUUGUUUAAUAUUUUUAUGUGAUAUGUCACAUAUUCAUGAGGUAAAUAUUUUUGAUUCUUCAUUGUUUUCACUUGUUAUUUUUUGCGAGCAGAAGAAGGUAGAAUAAAUAACAGAACAUAAUUAAAGCACCGUACAAAAAGAAACGCGGGAUAGGGCAAAAAAGGGUUCGAUAUCGAACCAUUUGAAUUUGCGGCCACAGCCUUUUAUCCUAAAUCAACAAGAAAGGUGACGGAACCCUUUUUCGGCUUGAACCUUAAAAGGUUCUUUAAAUGGUACCCAAUUCUUGAACCUUAAGAGGUUCUAUCUUUUUUUAGAGAGUACAACUCGUUAAAGAAAGGCCUAAAAUAAAAUUUGGUCAAAAAUAAUUACACAUUUUUUACACAGACCGCUUUUUUCAGGGCAUUUGCCGCGAUGCUUGUAUCUCCACGAAAACUCAUCGGGACAUUUUGUGUUUUAGUUACUCUAACGUAUUUCCGAUAUCUUUCGAACUUUUUUGUUCAAAUUCAUGUUCAUUUAUUUUAGUCUGUCGUUCAAUUUUAAAUAAUUGUGUAUUCUUUUUUGGCCUUUGCAGUGAUACUCAAACGGCACACUAUCCAUUAAAACUCACAUAUAAAACAGAGAAGGUAUUUUUCACUAGGAACAUGCUGUAUGACUAGUGUCUUUCGAUUGUGGCAUGUAUUGUCAACACAUUUUUCUAAGUAAUUUUCUGUUAUCAAUAGUUCUGUCUAAGAAUGAUUAAUGAACAAUUCAGCAUACAUGGUAAAUGUCGUUUUUUCAGCUUAUAAGAACAUUUUUGUCUGGACAGUAAUUGUUUUGAUCCCGUAAAAAAUGCAGAACGGGGCCCGUAUACUAAAAUUUCGAUAAAAAUAGUAGAAAUGAUUCCGGAUUUAGAAAAAAAUAUUUUCGACAGAAUUGAUCCAGGAAUAAACUAAUUUUUAUAUUUAUUGUGCAGAAUUGAUCCCGGAAAACUUUUUUCUUUCUGCGAACAAGAGAAUUGAUCCCGGUUGACGUGUGUAGUGGUCACAUAAGAUCCUCUUUCUCAAAGCUC